AGUCGACCCAACAAUACAUUCAAAUGUGUUGUGAAUUGUAUUUCCCUUUCCUUUCAAUCCGUGUUUCACACCAUUUGAGUCUUCAUUUGUCUGUAACUGAAUCCGUCUCAGCGCUGGUCAUCCGUAGGCUAUUCUCGGGCGGAAAGACAAUUAUCAUCAACAAUGACUUCUUAUGCCAAACCCGAUCCCAACAAACCGGGAGUCGAAGAAACUCAGGUCCAGAUCCAUAGGAUUCGCAUCACUCUUACGAGUCCUAAUGUGAAGAGUCUUGAGAAAGUGUGCGCCGAACUGAUCAAAGGCGCCAAAGACAAGAAACUUCAGGUGAACGGACCCGUGAGACUGCCCACCAAGACGUUGAGAAUCACCACUCGUAAGACACCGUGCGGUGAGGGCUCCAAGACAUGGGAUCGCUUCCAGAUGCGGAUCCACAAGCGUGUGAUCGACUUGAGAAGCUCUUCAGAGACCGUCAAACAGGUCACCUCUAUUAGCAUUGAUCCCGGAGUCGACGUCGAAGUGACAAUCGCCGACCCGUAGGGACUCUUUGUUGGCAAUUAAGUUCAAUAAAUACCUCCAUUUGAAACAAA
Molecule: messenger RNA, 584 nt
Organism: Medioppia subpectinata
Lineage: Eukaryota; Metazoa; Arthropoda; Arachnida; Sarcoptiformes; Oppiidae
Source: the annotation of a GenBank genome assembly